GAACGGUACGAACGGAUAAAAAUGACAAAAUUGUCUCUCUUUGCAGUUUUGUGCUGCUUCUUAGCCACAACUGCAUUCGCUAACCCCAUUUACGAGCCCGUGGCUUCUUUCACAAAAGAACGCGCUGAUGUCAGUUAUCGCCUGCCCAAUAACUCGAUCCCAAUUAGUUACAAUGUGAGAUUAACCACGCGCGUGGACAAAGAAGAUUUCGAUUUUACGGGCGAAGUUGAAAUUACGCUCAAUAUUACGGAGAAAACGGAUAAAGUUACGAUCCAUCAACGUCAAUUGACGAUUGAGUCUUCAAAUGUGUCGUGUAAUGACGAAAAGGAACGAAAGGUGGAAUUCACCUAUGAUGAGGUUACGGAACAUAUGGUCUUUGAUUUGACAAAAGUGUAUGACGUCGAAACACAAUGUGUUCUUUUUAUCACGUACAAGGGCAAUUUGAGAACAGAUAACGGCGGAUUUUAUCGUUCGUCCUACGUUGAUGCUGAGGGAAAAACAAAAUGGCUCGCUACCACACAAUUUGAGUCAACUGACGCUCGUCAUGCGUUCCCCUGUUAUGAUGAACCCGGACUUAGAGCUACUUUUGACAUUGAAAUCACCCACGGAGACGAACCCUAUCACGCAAUUUCGAACAUGGAAAUCGCUGACAUCGUACAAAAUGGAGAUGGAACAGCUACAACAAAAUUCGCAACAACGCCCUCUGUUCAACCCUAUUUGAUCGCUUUCGUUGUUUCGGACUUUACAUUUACCGAAUUAAAUGAGAAAGGCAAAGUCCCGCAAAAGCUUUUUGCUCGCCCAGAAGCUAUUGAUGCUAAAGAAGGAGAAUAUGGCGUGAAAACUGGCGUCGAAGUCCUCACUGAGCAAGAAAGAUACUUUGGAAUCAACUUCAAGUUGGAAAAAAUGGAUCAAAUUUCUAUUCCUGAUUUCCAAGCUGGUGCCAUGGAAAACUGGGGCUUAGUAACAUACCGUGAAGAAUUGCUGCUCUACAACAAAGAAUAUCACGCCUUGAACACAAAACGUCGCAUCGCUGGCAUCAUUGCUCACGAAUUUGCUCAUCAAUGGUUCGGUAACUUGGUUGCGCCCGAAUGGUGGAGUUAUUUGUGGUUAAACGAAGGUUUUGCCACGUUAUAUCAAUACACAACUGUAGAUACUUUGUAUCCGGAUUACGAUGAAAUGGGUUUCUUCAUCUUUGAAAAUUUGCAAGAUGCCAUGGAGUCGGAUGCCUUGGAGACAAAACGCCCGAUGACGCAUUACGUGGAGAAUCCAGUUGCUGUACGAAAUUUGUUCGAUGACAUCGCUUAUGCUAAAUCUGGAAGCGUACUUCGUAUGGUUCAACAUGCCAUGACUGAUGAAUUGUUUGCCAAGGGUCUUAAUGCCUAUUUGGAAGAAAAUUCCUUCAAAGCUGCCAAUCCCGAUCACUUAUCUGCUGGUCUCCAAACUGCUGUAGAGGGCGCUGAGCACAUCCCCAAAGAGAUCACUAUGAAAAAAUUCAUGGAUUCAUGGUCUACAAAAGCUGGUUAUCCCUUGAUCGAAGUCGAACGUACCGACGAUAACAAACUCAUCUUAACCCAAAAACGAUUCACCUACAAAGUUGGCGACGAAACUGACGAUACUUGGGUUGUUCCGAUCAACAUGGCUUCCGCUACGCACGCCAAAUUCGACGAUACCAAACCUCAAUAUUGGUUAACUGAAAAAUCAACUACGAUCGAACCUGCCAAAGAAAAUCCCGCAUGGACUGUUGACGACUGGAUUGUCUUCAACAAACAAGAAACCGGUUACUAUCGCGUUAACUACGACGAAAAACUGUGGCAUCAAAUUGGCGAAAAAUUGAAAUCAGACAAAUUCGACGAAAUCCAUCCCUUCAAUCGUGCCCAACUCGUUGAUGACUUGCUCAAUUUGGCACGUGCUAAUAUCAAAGACUACCCAAGCGUCUUCCGUCUCAUGGAAUACAUGAAGAAAGAGAUGCACUUUGUGCCAUGGUCCUCUGCCAGCAGUGGUUUACGUUACCUGCAACGUCAAUUACUCGGAUCGCCAAGUUAUGAUCACUUUAUGCGUUUCGUGCAAGAGAUCGUGUCGCCAUUGUUUGCGGAACUCACGUCGCAUGAUGGCGGCGAAGAUGAGCGACUUUCCGAUAAACAUGCGCGCACAAUCGCCAUUGACUGGGCAUGUCGCACUAAUGAUGCCAAAUGCAUCAGCGACACCAAAGAUCGCGUUAAGCAAGUACUCGAGGAUGACAACAAAGAAAUUGAAUCAGAUGUUCGUUAUAUUGUCUAUUGCAGUGGUUUACGUGAAGCGAAUGAAGAGGACUUUGAUAAAAUGAUGAAGCGUCUUGAGAAGCAACAAGAUCAGGAUUUACGUACAACUUACAUUAAUGCCUUGGGAUGCCCUCAAAACUCUGAGAUCCAAAAGAAAUAUUUGAACUCUUCGAUUGCUGAUGACAGUCCAGUUAAAUUCCGUAUUCAAGAGCGAAAUCGCGUCUUGCAAGGAGUUUAUGCCAGUGGUCAAACCGGUUUAGAAAACGCAAUGGCGUUCGUCAAAGAUCAUCACAAAGAAAUCCAAGCGAAAUACAACCCGCCAUCACCUGUCAAAACAAACGUCAUUUCAAUGGCGGAACGCGUAACCUCAAAGGAACUCAGUGAUCAAUUCACCGAUCUCAUGGAGGAACUCACCAAGGAGGGAUAUUUCACGGAAGAAGAAAAAGUAAAAGUUUUGGAGACACCCAAAGAAAAUAUCUUAUGGUCUGAGAAACACGAGACCGAAAUCAGAUCCUUCUUCGUGGAAUAUUACAAAGAUGGCGCUACCACAAAUAUCGUUUCCACACUUUUCCUUGGCAUGUUGUUAGUCAUCGGUUAUUUGCUUCAAUAAGGCACGCAUCGACGCGCAAUUUUGUGAUAUCAACGAGUAAAUAAGAGGCAUAAAAUAGGAGUUUUUAUCUAAUAAAAUCAUAAAUUUAUCAAAUA
Molecule: messenger RNA, 2963 nt
Organism: Culicoides brevitarsis
Lineage: Eukaryota; Metazoa; Arthropoda; Insecta; Diptera; Ceratopogonidae
Product: aminopeptidase N-like
Exons: 6
Coding region: 22-2868 (948 amino acids)
Biological process (GO): peptide catabolic process; proteolysis
Cellular component (GO): cytoplasm
Molecular function (GO): zinc ion binding; peptide binding; metalloaminopeptidase activity
Source: RefSeq, a predicted model, not a curated record